Cherax quadricarinatus is the source of this 1326-nucleotide messenger RNA. RefSeq lists its product as uncharacterized. Lineage: Eukaryota; Metazoa; Arthropoda; Malacostraca; Decapoda; Parastacidae. The record is from RefSeq and is a predicted model, not a curated record.
GGCAGGAGAACAGGAAAUGCCACCACUCAUCCCACAGCGCAGAGAGCAAAGACAGGUCAGCAUCAUGCGUGGUCUUCUCUUCAGUAGUGUUGUGGUCUUGGCUGCACUCCACCUCGCCACCUCUCUCAAGGUUAAUGGAGAUCAGGAAGUUAAAGAGGAAAACCAGGCAGGUCAACGCACUUUCUACCAACUAGGCCUCAGAAAAUUCUGUAGACGAAUCUCUACCUGGCUAAGCACUACAGGAGCUGCGAUUAUUGCUGGAACCAGUGGACUCCCAGUCAGCCAGUGGACCGAACAGGAACUGUUCGUACGUUUUAUGAACACCCUGUGUGGAGUCAGCAGAGAACUGGAUGACAGGAACUUGUUAAUGGAACAAAACCUUCCUGUUCCAGCUGAGAUGGAGAGACUCUUUGGACUUAUUACAGCUUUGGACCCCACCACUGUAGUCUGUAGACGAAUUAGAAGCUUUCUGGUAACCACAGGAGCUACAAUCAUGCAGUCAGCGUCUUCCAUCCCCACGCUACUCACUACACCUCAAGUACUGAUCAGUAUGCUGUAUGCUGCUUGCAGCAUCACCAGAGAUGCCCAGAUGACGGAUGAAGAUUUCCUGGUCGCCUUCAGUUUAACACCUGGGCCUAUUGCACACAUAGGUUGAAAGCCUUUUAAAACUUCCUUAGUCUGUACUUCAUACGGACCCAAAAUUCCUCCAACUUAAUCCAAAACAUUGAUGAAAAAAUUAAUAUAUGAACUUGAAAAACUUAAUUCGUAAACUUGAUGAGAUUUUUUUUUCCAUGGGCAUAAGUUGAUCCAAGAAAACGAAAACAACUUGAUCCAAAAAAAUUGAUAGUGAUCCAAAAAUGAGAAGAAAUAACUUGAUCCAGGAACUUGAAACAACUGCAUCCAAGAACUUGAUUUUAAAACUUGAACCAAGAAAAUGAAAUUAAAACAGUCUAAGAAUUUGAAAAAUAUCGUCAUUCUGAAAAAAAAAAACUUGAUCUAAGAAUAUAAAAAUAGUGUCAAAGUUUAAAAACUUGAUCCUAAGAAUCUAAAAGCAAAACUAAGUUUAAAAAUGUGGAAAUUUUACCCAAAAUAUAAAAAAAAAAAAAUUUUAAUGUAAUAAUCUGAAAGAUUUCCUUCCUGAACUUCAGUCAGGUGUUACCAAACUUUCAGUCAUCGUAGACUUCAAUGUUGACAUCAUUCUCUACUGAUAGAUAAUCAUGACAUCCUACAUUAUACUAAUAGAUAGUAGAUAAUCAUUCUACUCACCUUUCCCAAAAGUUUUUUUUUUUAUCUCGUAUUAAAAACAGCAAAAAAUUUAGAAUUGGA